This is a messenger RNA of Siniperca chuatsi (mandarin fish), 4481 nucleotides long. Its product is annotated as dynactin subunit 1-like. The coding region runs from base 179 to 4009 and encodes 1276 amino acids. Gene Ontology annotation, biological process: establishment of mitotic spindle orientation; nuclear migration. The record is from RefSeq and is a predicted model, not a curated record. Gene Ontology annotation, cellular component: microtubule associated complex; axon; spindle pole. NCBI's taxonomy places the organism in Eukaryota, Metazoa, Chordata, Actinopteri, Centrarchiformes, Sinipercidae. The transcript has 32 exons.
GCCGCCGGAAGUGACCUGUCAAAAAAAACCGGAACAGACUACGUACCGGAUUUCCAAGCUAGGUAGCCAAAAAAUAACAACAGAGGAUUAUUGUUUGUCUGCAUGAACACCUCAAAGAGCUACAUUUAAAGACAGGAAUCUCUGUGUAUGCCAGCUGACCAGCCCACUGAUCAGCAAGAUGAGCAGCGCAGGAACGGUGGAGAGUGGUAAACCUCCAAAGAUUGGCUCUAUAGUGGAGGUGAUAGGGAAGGGUCAGCGUGGCACUGUUGCCUAUAUUGGCGCCACCCUCUUUGCCUCUGGGAAAUGGGUGGGCGUCAUACUGAAUGAGGCCAAAGGCAAGAACGAUGGCACCGUGCAGGGGAAACGCUACUUCACCUGUGAGGAAAAUCACGGGAUAUUUGUGAGACAGUCCCAGAUCCAGGUGGUGGAAGAUGGCUCCAGUGCCACCUCACCAGAUACCCCUGAAUCAGGCACUGCAAAGAUACCCAGACAAAAAGACAUUCCUGAGACUCCCAAAACAACCAAGCAGACACUUGUGAACGUUAAGAAGUCCUCUACCCGCCGCUCUGCCAAGUGGAGCACUCCAAGUCGUCUCACGCCUGCCACCUCCCUCCCCUCCCUCUUGGUACGUCCCUCCGGACGCCUCAGCCUGUCACUCAGGGCGUCUCGUGAGAGCCUGUCGUCCUCUCUGUCUGGAGAUGUCAGUGAGACAGGCUUUUCCUCCCACCAGGGUGCACUGGGGGCCCCUGUCAUGCCUCAGCCCAGCGGGUCGCCUGCAGCAAUGGCAGCCCCGGUCCCGGCCACUCCAAGCAAGGUGGAACCUGCCAUUUCCAAGCAGGAGGAGGAAUCACUGCGAGCUCAGGUCAAGGACCUGGAAGAGAAGCUCGAAACGCUGAAGAUGAAGCGGACAGAGGACAAGGCCAAGCUGAAGGAGCUUGAGAAGCACAAGAUCCAGCUGGAGCAGCUUCAGGAGUGGAAGAACAAAAUGCAGGAGCAGCAGGCUGAGCUGCAGAAACAACUCAAAGAGGCCAAGAAGGAAGCCCGUGAGGCACAGGAGUCUAAGGACCGCUACAUGGAAGAGAUGGCCGACACGGCAGACGCCAUAGAGAUGGCCACGCUGGACAAAGAGAUGGCUGAAGAGCGGGCAGAGUCACUGCAAGUGGAGGUGGACACACUGAAAGAGAAAGUGGAGGAGCUCUCCAUGGACCUGGAGAUCCUUAGACAUGAGAUUUCAGAGAAAGGCUCAGAUGGAGCUGCCUCAAGUUACCAUGUCAAACAGCUAGAGGAGCAGAAUGGCAGACUAAAGGAGGCGUUGGUUCGGAUGCGUGACCUGUCUUCUUCAGAGAAGCAGGAGCAUGUGAAGCUGCAGAAGCAGAUGGAGAAGAAGAACUCUGAGCUGGAGACUCUGAGGACUCAAAAGGAAAAACUGCAGGACGAGAUAAAGCAGGCGGAGGCCACUAUCGAUGAACUGAAGGAGCAGGUGGAUGCUGCACUGGGGUCAGAGGAGAUGGUGGAGACCCUGACAGAGAGAAACCUUGACCUGGAGGAGAAAGUCAGAGAGCUGAGAGAAACAGUCACUGAUUUGGAGGCCAUCAACGAAAUGAACGAUGAGCUCCAGGAGAAUGCCCGGGAGACAGAAAUGGAGCUGAGGGAGCAGUUGGACCUGAGUGGAGCAAAGGUCAGAGAGGCUGACAAAAGGGUGGAGGCUGCCCAGGAGACUGUAGCUGAUUACCAGCACACCAUAAGCAAAUACAGAGAGCUCACUGCAGGGCUACAGGAGGCCAACAGAGAGCUGAUCAGCCAGCAGAAUGCAAAUGUUGAACAAGUUCAGCAACCCCCUGCUGAAUUAUUUGACUUCAAGAUUAAGUUUGCAGAGACCAAGGCUUAUGCCAAGGCCAUUGAGAUGGAGCUGAGGAAAAUGGAAGUGGCUCAGUCAAACAGACAGGUAUCCCUCCUCACCUCCUUCAUGCCGGACUCCUUCCUGCGUCACGGUGGAGAUCACGACUGUAUUCUGGUCCUUCUGCUCAUCCCCAGGCUCAUCUGCAAGGCUGAGCUGAUCAGUAAACAGGCCCAGGAGAAGUUUGACUUGAAUGGGAACUUGGUCCAGGGGACGGGGCUCAGAGGGCCUCCAGGAGAACAGCGCAGCUUUGCCUCAGGACUGGUGUACUCCCUCAACCUGCUGCAGGCCACUCUGCAUAAAUAUGAACAGGCUCUGAAUACCUGCAGCGUGGAGGUUUUUAAGCGCAUGGGUACGCUCUACUCUGAAAUGAGCUUCCAUGAGCGCUCUCUGGAUUAUUUCAUCGACCUGCUGCAUAAAGAUCAGCUAGAUGAGACUGUUCAGGUGGAACCUCUGACUAAAGCCAUUAAGUACUAUCAGCAACUGCACAGUGUCCAUCUGGCAGAUCACACUGAAGACUGCACAGUGCAGCUGGCUGACCACAUUAAGUUUACCCAGAGUGCCCUGGACUGCAUGGGAGUGGAGGUAGCUCGUCUGAGGGCGUUCCUGGCAGCAGGUCAGGAGAGCUCUGGCUUCGCUGUCCUUCUAAAGGACCUGGACACUUCCUGUUCUGAUAUCAGACAGUUCUGUAAGAAGAUCCGCCGUCGCAUGCCCGGAACAGACGUAGUUGGAGUACCUGCUGCUCUCAAUUUUGAACCACAGGUGGCAGAGACGCUGACGGAGUGCAGGCGCCAGCAGACCCGUGUGGUGGCUGUGCUGCAGGAGGUGGCUGCCGCUGGAGCUCAGAUGGUCGCUCCACUGGCAGAACAGGAGGGCCUCAAUGCUCUCAAACUGGAGGAUAUCGCCUGCAAGGCUGUGGAGCAGGUGUAUGGCUCUCAUGGCCUGAACGGCCCAGAGUGUCUGCGUCAGUCCUGCAGCUCUGUCAUCAUUACCAUGAACAAGAUGGCCACGGCCAUGCAGGAAGGGGAGUAUGAUGCUGACAAACCACAGGGAAAGACUCCUCCAGUGGAGAUAAGAGCAUCCACUGUCAGGGCAGAGAUGACUGACGCUGAGGGUCUAGGAGUUAAACUAGAAGACAGAGAGACGGUCAUCAAGGAGCUCAAAAAGUCCCUCAAGAUCAAGGGUGAGGAGCUGAGUGAGGCCAACGUCCGUCUGAGCCUGCUGGAGAAAAAGCUGGACACCUCCACUAAAGACGCAGAUGAACGAGUGGAGAAGAUUCAGACAAAACUGGACGAGAACCUCGCCCUGCUGAAGAAGAAAGAAAAGGAGUUUGAGGAGACGAUGGAUGCUCUGCAGGCUGAUAUUGACCAGCUGGAGGCGGAGAAAGCAGAGCUGAAACAACGCAUUAAUAACCAAUCGAAGAUGACCAUCGAAGGCCUGAGAGGCCCACCUGCCACCGGAAUUGCCUCCAUUGUUCAGGGAUCUGCAGGAGCAGGUCUGCCUCCAUCCCUGGCAGGACCAGUACAGGUGGUGGACUCCCCUCUCCUCAGGCAGCAGGUUGAAGCCCAGAGACUGGGCAUUAAACACCUCAAGAAUGAAAACAACAGACUUAAGGCGGAGAAAAUAAGAGCCCAGCUGGCCUCCCUGCCUCCACUCUGCCCUCCCAAACUGCCACAAGUGUCCAAAGAAAGCUCCACGCCACCGGAUGGACUAAACACAGGCAUCUAUCGCAGGACUGACCAACUGCUGGCAACCCUGCUCAAGCUGAGUGCAGAGGUUAAAGUGGUGGACGUCACCGGGAAGACAGCAGUUAGUGCCAGUGCCCAGCUGCUGGAGCAGACAGCUCGACUGCAGAACCUCAGUAAUGCUCUGGACAAACUCAAGGGAGAAGUAGCUGAACAUGUAGUCUCAUAUCAGCCUGGAGCAAAGGCUUCCUCUGACUUCGCCACCUUCCCAGUCUCCUCCUUUGUUAAGGCCAAGGAAGAGAAGCAGGGAGGAACAGUGUUUGUAGGUCGUGUUGCCAUUCCAUGCACCCGCGGACAGGAACAAGUCCACCGUCUCGUCCUAUCACAGCAACAGCUGCAGCAAGUGCACCGCCUCCUCAUGGCUUAAGACAGCGUGCCAUUGGCUCACAGCCAUGAUUGACAGCACAUCAAGAAAAGUUUCAUUUCUUUAUUCUCAUUUGAUUCCACUUCAACAUUCUCCUCUAUUUAUCCCUUUUGCUUUUCACUACUCUCAGGAAAUUGUAUUCAAUGUUUGCAAAGUUAAGACUAGCACUAAUAACAUUGAGGCACAGUAGUGUCUUUAUAUUGAUGUCAAACUGAUUGGUGUUUGAAAAUUUUGAAGUCCAAAUGAAUUUGACUCCUGAAUGUCACAUUACUAAGGUGUCAUGUUUUCAUCACUCAAACAGUUUUUAUGCAUCAGUUUUACCUGCUCUUUGUGGAAAAGGGGAAAGCUAGGAACAAGUUAUUUUUACUCUACUUGCACCUAUUGAUAGUUUCUUUUCCCCCUUUGUAUCUUUUGUAUUUGUAGUCAUUCAGACAAUAAAGGCAAGCAAUUCACUGCAAAGCAAGAAACAUCUUUA